UGCUUGCAGCCCCAAGUUGCACUGCCGUAGACAUGGCGGCGAGAGUCGCACUGUCGGCCUGCAGCAGGAGGCCAGUGCCCUUUACAGGAGCCAAGAGUCAGCACAGGAAGCACUGCCGGCUGACGGUGGCAGCGACACAGGCGGCUGACGGCGGCAGCGGCACGGGCGGGAGUGGCGGCAGCAGCAGCGAAGUGGCCGACCAGCGGCAGCAGCAGGAGGUGCAGCCGCCGCGACGGCGCGAACUGUUGCUCAGCAGUGUGCAGCUGGCUGUCCUGGGAGCGAUGCCAGGGUCUGAGGAUGGCCGCACCAUCCUGAACAGCGUCCUGGGUGCUUAUGGACUGCCUCAGCUCAAAGCCACGCCCGGCUUCCGUGUGUUUGACGAUCCGGAGGAGCCCUUCACGUUCGACUACCCUGCCUCCUGGGUGCGUCGCAAGAACACGCUGCGGCAGGGCAUCAUCAUUUCAGACUUCAACACCGCGGACAAGAUGAGCCUGGAGGUGUUCCCCCAGCCGCCCGCGGGCGCCUCGCUGGCCGAGGCGGCCGUGCUCAAGCUCAUCAACCCGGCCGCCGAGGUGGGCGGCAACUCGCGGCUGGAGCUGCCCCCCGCGUCGCGCAUCCGGAGCGAGGCCAGGGAGCUGGGUGGCAAGGCCUACACCUACCUGGCCUUCCCCUCGGAGACCAUCACCCGCAGCGGCUACCAGGUGCGGCGCAGGCACGUGGCGGUGGCGGCGACGCGGCGCGGCUCGGUGUACGUGCUGGGCUGCAGCGCGCGCAGCGACCAGUAUGAUGCCGCCAAGGAGCGGCUCUUCCAGCAUGUGGUGGACAGCUUCCGCCUGCUGUAG
This is a messenger RNA of Chlorella variabilis, 842 nucleotides long. RefSeq names its product expressed protein. The transcript has 4 exons. The coding region runs from base 33 to 842 and encodes 269 amino acids. Lineage: Eukaryota; Viridiplantae; Chlorophyta; Trebouxiophyceae; Chlorellales; Chlorellaceae. The record is from RefSeq and is a predicted model, not a curated record.